AGCAGCCCAAAGCAGCAGCACCACCAGCACGGCUACAAACACCACCUGCUUCAGUUCGUCUUCGCUGACAAGCAAAAACACGUUAAGAGUGGAGGAAUAUGGUGACAAAGCGGAUAAGAUCGGAAUAUAUGAAGAAAUUCAAGGAUCCGAAAUGGGAAACGUAUGCAAAAUGUUAUGAGGACCUGGUGAAGUACAGGCUAUCCAGGCGACUCCUGGAGCAAGCUCAUAACCCUUGGUUUUGGGGGGAAUGGGGAAGUGACACUGAGUCUAGUGGUAAAUCUACACCUUUGAGCAAAAGUAAAGUUGAGCCACUGCAGUUGAAGGAGGAAACUUCACCAGCACCUCGAUCUGCGAAGGAAACACAAGAGGCAGCUGCUCCUGACCAGCCUGAACCAGUGCACGACAGAGAGAUCAUACAGUCCCCUAUUAUAGAACACGUCACAGGAGAUAUUGAAGUUCAGGAGAAGGAGGAAGAGAAAAGCAGAGAAGCUUCACCUGUCACCUCUGUGUUCCAACCAGAGUCAGAUACCUGGGCCCAGGGCAAGACCAAGAGCAAACCCCGCCAGUCACACAAGCCAAGCAAGUCUAAAACCAAGCCUCAAAUAACCAAAGACAUGGGAACAACCAAAGACACCGACAAAGAAAUCAGGCACCCUUUUGCUAUGUAUGGAUCAGGAGAGAGACAGGCAGAGGUGGCCUCCAAAAAAACUCAUAAUGUGGGUCCUGCUGCUUCAACGAAGGAGAUCUAUGAGUCAGCACUACGAGCAAAAAACAGACGAGAGGUGGAGAAGCAUAUGAAAAGAGAUGACAAACGGAGGGCAAAGUCUGCUGACUUGGAGAAGAUGAGCAAAAGCAAAAUCAUCCCAGACUACAAUCCCUGGCUGACGGAGUACAUGCGCUGCUUCUCUGCUAGGUCACAGUAAAAUCAAACACACAUUACUAUAUGAAAAGAAAAUCAACUGAAAUGACUGACUUGGCAAACCUCAGGCUUCCAGCAACAUUCCAUAUGGACACUAGUGGAAAAUGUAUGACCACCUCAGCCAUCUUCCUAAGUGGCUUAAUGAAUCUAGACUGUAAAUGUUUUUGUGUUUUCUAAGAAUUGCGUAUGGUUUAAAUUUGCACUGGUAAAUUAUAUAUUGUUUUGUUCUUUGUCUAUUGAGGUUGUUCAUAAGUUUACACUUAUCCAUUCAUUCCAUGUGAUCCACAGGGUACUGCUAAUCUGAAUUGGGUCGAGUUGCCAUAAGUUCAUUGAUCUAAUGUUUGCUUGUCUUUAUCAACAGUGUCUGUUAUUUUAUGUGAAGAUGUAUUGCAUAGUAUUGUUUUUCAACAAAAGGUGCACAGUGUUUGUUUCAGGGGUGGUUAAUUUGCAGGCCAAAUUACAGUUUAAAGUUUUAAUACAGCUGAUUUAGCUCAACUGAAUAUCAAACCCAGAAGCUUUGGUCUGUGACAAAUGCGUCAUAGAGGGCGAUUUUUUUUUAUUUUUUUUUAGAAUAUAAACUUUAAAUGGCCUGAAUUCUAUUCACCAGGUUAUGCAAUGCAGUUAUGUCCUGCACAUGAGGUUUUUUUUUUAAUCUUUUGUGUAGAGGACUGUAUUGUUCCUGUUCUGAACAUCCUGCCAAACAGUGCAUUGUAUCAGUAGAUUGUCAUUUUUACUGUUUUGGCCUCUCUGGCUUCAGCCAUUGGAGGUUUUUCUUGCAGCCUAGUGAGCUGUUUCAGUGCUUAUCACCCGAACCUAACUUGAAACCGAAGCUCAGAAGCCAACAAGCCUGUGAGAACUAUGAUCUUUUUACAUGUUUACCCAUGUAAGCUUGAUGCUGCUUACAGUUUAAAAUAUGUCAUGACAGCUGACACCCACUAAAAUAUUUAGCCAAGCUUGUCACCUUGAAUCCUGUCAGUAUACACCUGUCAGUAAAAUAUUAGAUGUUGCUUUCAAAUCUGGCCAAAGAAUGGCAACUCUGAUGAAAUAUUUAAGGUAGCUCAAAGAACAUGACUAUGAAACUUGAAAAGCUCAUUUAACAAUGUGGUUCUAUAGGUUUCUAGGUAAACAAUCAGGUUCAAAAGUGAUCUAGUUGUAAGCAAAGUUUUGAAUAAACCAGACAAAUGACAUUUUGGGAACUCCUAUAGAGAGAACACACUUACAUGUGACAUUUAAUGCAUUUAUUUAUUAAUAUUUAUUUGCUGAGUUUAAUAUAAUGGAAGAAAAACAUACCAUAUCUGUUACACAGACCACAUUUUAUGUUUUGUUUUGUCAAUAUCUUAAAUUCAGCAAGUAAUCAGUAACUGUACAUUAAAAUGUGCAGAAGUGUUUUCUUUGUGGUGGAUGUGUUAACUCAUUUUUACUGAGAAAAUCAACAAAAUGUAAUUUGACCUGCGGCGCCAAAACUUUCGCAUACAAAUGUAAAUGCUAAACUGAAAGUCAAAAUGUCAAAUAAUUGUACUCUGUCCUAGAUGACAGUUUAUAUACUGCAUAUAUUUUUUGUAUAGUAGUAAUUUUCUAUGGUGAUGAUGAUAAUGAAGCCAUAAUAUUGCUCCUGAGCCACUGAAGUACAAGGAUGAUGUAUACCUCGCUGUCUGUGUAAAGAGUUAAGAAAGCUGGUUAGAAGGGUGUUUACAAAAGACUUGAGUGCUUGGAUGGUUGCCUAUAUUUGAGAUUUGCGAGUUAGUAUUUGUGAAUGUGUAACAGUAACAGCAGACUAGCGUUAAUUGGAUCCUGCAUUACUACUGCAGACCGAUGUGGUGAUGUAGUCUUCUUAAACUCUUUUCUUUCACAGAGAAAAUUUCUAGAUCUUUCCAGAGUAUUUUAGCACAACAGCUAUUUUAAAUGGUGAUUUUUAAAGGGUGUGACUAAUAGUUGUGAAGAUAAAAAAAAUUUAUCUGUUGUUUUUACUCAGUGUACUUGGAUUAAUUUAUUGCUUCUAGGCCUCAGGCAUCUGUUAUGUACAUGCAAUUAAAAUGUGCUUAUUUAAUGUAUUAAUAAAACUUUUUAUAGU
This is a messenger RNA of Pygocentrus nattereri (red-bellied piranha), 2990 nucleotides long. It is a transcript of the gene ccsapb, whose product is annotated as centriole, cilia and spindle-associated protein b. Gene Ontology annotation, biological process: regulation of mitotic spindle assembly. The record is from RefSeq and is a predicted model, not a curated record. Gene Ontology annotation, cellular component: ciliary transition zone; spindle; ciliary basal body. The transcript is spliced from 4 exons. Gene Ontology annotation, molecular function: microtubule binding. Bases 99 to 923 code for a protein of 274 amino acids. NCBI's taxonomy places the organism in Eukaryota, Metazoa, Chordata, Actinopteri, Characiformes, Serrasalmidae.